Messenger RNA from Ilex paraguariensis (yerba mate), 1161 nucleotides. The record is from the annotation of a GenBank genome assembly. Lineage: Eukaryota; Viridiplantae; Streptophyta; Magnoliopsida; Aquifoliales; Aquifoliaceae.
AUGGCAGAUGGAAAGCCUAAUAAAAACGAGUCAUUUAGCUCUAUGGGGACAAAUGGCAAUUAUGAAGGCCAUACCCUGGGAAAUUUCUCUUCAAGAUGGAAAUUCAUUGAGAAUGCAAGGAUUGAUGCUAAAAGGGUUCUUGAAAUUCUUCAACAGGAUGGUCCGGGGUCUGAUGCAAAAGUGGCUUUAGAUGAUUUGCAAAUAAGGGUUUCGGGUGUUCUUGUAAGAGAAGUUCUUGUUGGAAUCUUGAAAACAAUAAAUUAUGCAAAUAAGAAUCGGUGUGCUAAGUUGGGGUACAAGUUCUUUAUUUGGUGUGGGCAACAAGAGAAUUACAGGCACACAACAAGCUCAUACCAUUUGAUACUGAAGAUUUUUGCAGAUUGUGAGGAAUUUAAGGCAAUGUGGAGAUUAGUUGAUGAGAUGACUGAGAAAGGAUUCCCAGCUACUGCACGUUCCUUUAACAUAUUGAUAUGUACUUGUGGUGAGGCGGGCUUAGCGAAGAAAGUCGUAGAAAGGUUUAUCAAGUCGAAGACAUUUAAUUAUAGGCCAUUCAAGCAUUCUUAUAAUGCAAUUCUACAUUCUCUUCUUGCGGUCAACCAAUGCAAGUUGAUUGAGUGGGUGUAUCAACAGAUGUUGGGUGAAGGCCAUUUCCCCGAUGUUUUAACUUAUAAUAUCCUUAUGUGUGCUAAGUAUAGGCUGGGGAAGCUGGAUCAGUUCCACAGAUUACUAGAUGAAAUGGGCAGGAAUGGAUUUUCACCGGAUGCUCAUACAUUCAAUAUCCUUCUUCAUGUACUUGGAAAAGGAGACAAACCUCUAGCAGCGCUUAAUCUUUUGAACCACAUGAAGGAGGAGGGUUUUGAAUUGAGUGUUCUUCACUUCACCACGUUGAUAGAUGGGCUCAGUCGGGCCGGGAAUUUGGAUGCCUGUAAGUAUUUUUUUGAUGAGAUGAUCAAACAUGGGUUCGUGCCCGAUGUGGCUUGUUACACUGUUAUGAUCACAGGAUAUAUUGUGGCAGGAGAGUUUGACAAGGCUCAGGGAAUGUUUUAUGAGAUGUUCACUCGAGGGCAAAUGCCAAAUGUGUUUACAUACAAUUCUAUGAUUCGUGGGCUUUGUAUGGGGGGAAAGUUUGAGGAGGCAUGCUUGAUNACCCAUUCCAGUUAA